CUGACCUACUCACCCCCUCCCCAUUUUAGAAAAAAAGGAAAAUGAAUUUGUAUUGAUUUCCAGAAUAAAAUAAAAAGGAAAAAACCACUAAAUGUUUCCAUAUUUUUCACCCUUCACCCAACACAAUACACAACACAACACAACACAACACUCAUCCCAUCUUUCCAUCCAUUUCCCCUCAUUUCCGCUCUCUCCCAACUUUCUCUCUCCUCUCUCUCUUUCUCUCUCUUUGCUUUGCCCUUUUUUCCCCAUUUCGCUUUCUCUCUCCGCCACCAUGAAAGACGAGUGGUUCAGAGCUGCAAUCUCCGACGACACCGUAGUCGCAGACCUCCUACUCCGCUUAAAGGAGUUCCCCUCCUCUUCAUCGUCUCAAGCUUGCUCGUUUAUCUUGAAGCCGCUCCCGCCGUCGUGGGGCUUACGUCAGCGCCGCUCUAAACCGCCUUCAUCUUCCUCCUCUGGCGGUGACAAGAGGAGAGAGACUCGCCGUAGUCCUACUACCCCUCUUUCCUGGACUUGUGGCGGCGGGGCCGCUUCUCCUAGUGAGGGUUGUGACGAAUCUCUCUCAUCCCACCACAUCCAUCCGCCGCCGCCCGAUCGGUACAGAUCCAAGAUUUCGGCUUCCACGGAAACCCCCACCACCACCACCGCGUGCAAGAGACCGAGAAGGAAGAAGACAUUUGCCGAGCUUAGAGAAGAGGAGAGUUCAUUGAUGAAAGAGAGGACAUAUUUGAAAAAGGAGUUGGCUACAUUACGCGUAACAUUGAAACAGGAGAGAUCAAUAAAUGAGAAUUUGAAGAGAAUUAAGCUUGACAUAAAAGUAGAAAGCAGAAUAAAAUCAGAAGCAAAUUCAAUUGAAGAACGUAAUAACGGAAUAUCAGAAGCAGCCUCUUCGAGUGUAUUGAAUAAAGUGGAGGAUGGUUCAGAGCCUGAUUCAUUCCCAUCAAACACAUCCCAUGAGUCCUCGUUUGUGCUACCUGAUCUAAAUAUGGUGCCAGAUGAGGAUACUGUUGGUUGGAUUGAGCUGAAGAAACGAAGUUUCUAAUGUCUCAAUUUUUACCAACAUUUGAAGGUAGCUAACUGUUUGUAAGGUUUAUUAAUGGAUGGCGCUUUGUUCAACUGUUGAAUGACUGAAGAGCCCUCCCAUAAGGCAGGCAGGUGUAAUUAGUUAAUUACGGCAUGAGUUAGGGGAUUCACUUUGUUAUUUACUGCCCAGAUGCUAAUACAUAUCUGGGAAACCAGGAAAAAAGCUUAGUAUUCAGUAGUUGUUAGAUAAAUAUACGGAGAGGAGAUACUCAAAUGUUCCUUCUUUUUUAUCUUUUUCACUCAGGUUUUCUACGAUCUUUCUUUGUUCACUGCUGCUCCAAGAAUUCUUUGGGGGUAAGCCGGUUAGCUUUAUUUGCUUAUGGAACAAAAUACGUAGACUUUAUGUAUUCUGUGCCAUUAUAUUCUUUCCUUA
Messenger RNA from Spinacia oleracea (spinach), 1456 nucleotides. RefSeq lists its product as uncharacterized. The transcript has 5 exons. Lineage: Eukaryota; Viridiplantae; Streptophyta; Magnoliopsida; Caryophyllales; Amaranthaceae. Bases 92 to 1042 code for a protein of 316 amino acids. The record is from RefSeq and is a predicted model, not a curated record.